GCCGCCGGGGGUCCGCCAGCACCAUGCGGGCCACCCACCUCCUGCCAGCCUUGCUGCUCCACCAGCUGCUGCUGCUGCCCACCGCCAUCCCCGCGGCAGAGGGUAAAGGAAAAAAGAGAAAUCCUCUUCAUGACUUCAAAAAAACAGGAGAGUUGAUGCUCAUUAAAGUAAACAAAACACUGGAAGUAAAAACGAAGCUGUUAAAUACCACAGAGCAAUGUGCAAAGAGAUGCAGCAGGAACAAGGGCCUUUCCUUCACUUGCAAGGCCUUUGCUUAUGACAGAGUUACAAAACGGUGCCAUUGGUUAUCCUUCAACAGCUUGACAAAUGGUGUGAGAAAGAAGCAAGACCAUGCGUUUGAUCUGUAUGAAAAGAAGGAUUAUGUCAGAAAUUGUAUCAUUGGAAAAGGAGCAGACUAUAAAGGAACAGUAUCUGUUACCAGAAGUGGUAUCCAGUGUCAGGCCUGGAAUUCAAUGAUCCCCCAUGAGCACAGCUUUUUGCCUUCGAGCUAUCGGGGAAAAGACCUGAGGGAAAACUACUGCCGAAACCCCCGAGGGGAAGAGGGAGGCCCCUGGUGCUUCACCACCAGUCCAGAGACUCGCCACGAAGUCUGUGACAUCCCCCUCUGCUCAGAAGUUGAAUGCAUGACCUGCAAUGGAGAGAGUUAUAGAGGGCCAAUGGAUCACACCGAGACAGGCAAGGAGUGUCAGCGCUGGGAUCUUCAGAGACCACACAAGCACAAAUUUCGUCCAGAGAGAUAUCCUGACAAGGGCUUUGAUGAUAAUUACUGCCGCAAUCCUGAUGGCAAGCUGAGACCAUGGUGCUACACUCUUGACCCUAACACCCCCUGGGAGUUCUGUGCAAUUAAAACGUGUGAGGAAAGCUUCGUGAACAGCACAGAGGCGGCAGCUGAGACAACUGUGUGUGUUCGGGGACAGGGUGAGGGUUACCGUGGCACCGUCAGCACCAUAUGGAGUGGAAUCCAGUGCCAGAGGUGGGACUCUCAGUUCCCUCACCAGCACAACAUCACUCCUGAGAACUUCAAAUGCAAGGAUUUGAGAGAGAACUACUGCCGAAAUCCAGAUGGAUCUGAAUCACCCUGGUGCUUUACCACUGACCCAAACAUCCGUAUUGGUUAUUGCUCCCAGAUUCCUAAGUGUGAUCUAUCAAAUGAACAAGAUUGUUAUCGUGGCAAUGGCAAGAAUUACAUGGGGAAUCUAUCCAAGACAAGAUUUGGGCUAACUUGCUCCACAUGGGACAAAAAUAUUGAAGACUUACGUAGGCAUAUACAAAUAUUCAGAGAACCAGAUGUUAGUAAACUGAAGAAAAACUAUUGCCGCAAUCCAGAUGAUGAUUUUCAUGGUCCCUGGUGUUACACAGAUGAUCCUCUUGUUCCCUGGGAUUACUGCCCUAUUUCUCGAUGUGAAGGUGAUACAACUCCUACUACAACCAGCUUUGAUGAUACUGCCAUUCCCUGUGCCUCAACAAAACAUUUGAGAGUUGUAAAUGGAAUCCCAACACAAACUAACGAAGGAUGGGUGGUUAAUUUGACAUACAGGAAUAAGCAUAUCUGUGGUGGUACUUUGAUAAAAGAAGAGUGGGUUCUUACAGCAAGGCAGUGUUUCCCUUCUCGGUACAAAGAUUUGAAAGACUACAAAGCCUUGCUUGGAGUUCAUAAUAUGAAAGGAAAGGGAGAGGAGAAGCGUAGACAAGUCCGGAAUAUCUCCCAGUUGGUGUAUGGCCCCCCAGGGUCAGAUUUGGUCUUACUGAAACUUAGCAGACCUGCUAUAUUGACAAAUUUCGUAGAAAUAAUCCGAUUGCCCAUUUCUGGAUGUACCAUUCCAGAGAAGACCAGCUGCAGUGUUUAUGGAUGGGGAUACACUGGAUUAGCUAACUAUGAUGGCCUUCUCCAAGUAGCAAACCUGUUUAUUUUGGGAAAUGAGAAAUGCAACCAAUAUCUCAAAGGGAAGAUUACUGUGAAUGAGUCCGAAAUCUGUGCUGUGGCUGAAACCAUGGGUGCUGGGCCUUGUGAGCGAGAUUAUGGUGGUCCUUUGGUUUGUGAACAAAACAGGCUGAAGAUAGUAAUUGGUGUCAUUGUUCCUGGCCGUGGAUGUGCCAUUCGAAAUCGUCCUGGGAUUUUUGUUCGGGUCUCAUAUUAUUCUCGGUGGAUACACAAGAUUAUGAUGACUUACAGAAAACCAUGAAAAAGUCAACAACUCCCAUUGAAAGAUUUUGGACAACAUGUAAUUAAUGUAUAAUGUAAAGAUCAACAUUUUUUUUAAGUACUUGAUGGUCAAGUUUGUUGAGCUUUUUUUAAUAUU
Hirundo rustica (Barn swallow) is the source of this 2321-nucleotide messenger RNA. RefSeq names its product hepatocyte growth factor (gene HGF). The transcript has 18 exons. Lineage: Eukaryota; Metazoa; Chordata; Aves; Passeriformes; Hirundinidae. The record is from RefSeq and is a predicted model, not a curated record. Bases 24 to 2204 code for a protein of 726 amino acids. Gene Ontology annotation, molecular function: serine-type endopeptidase activity; signaling receptor binding. Gene Ontology annotation, biological process: hepatocyte growth factor receptor signaling pathway; positive regulation of protein phosphorylation; proteolysis.